AUGUCGUACUAUGACAUUGACUCAAUAUUAACAGAUGCUCAGAAACUGCCAUGUACCUUUGAGCUCGAGGUGCCUGGACUAGGCGUCCUGGAGGGCAAUCCCGGUGAAGAUAUAAAAGCCGGGACCCGUAUCGAUCUUCCACUAUGGCUUGGUGAAAUGCUUUCUAUCGCAGCCCGAAUCGGCACAUCACGUCUCGUCACACUUGAUAUGCCCGAGGCACUCUCUGAGCGAGUGACAAACGCAUUGAAAGCCGAUCCCCGCACCGUGGAUUUGCGCGCGCUAGCACCCCAUUUCUACAAUCUCAGCGAGCGGAUUCUCGAGCUCUUCGAAGAGGAAGAAUUGGUCGAUGUGCUGAUCAAUACUUUCAAGCGCCGAGCAGCAGAAAUUGCCGACCAGGCUCACAAUCCGCGGGGAGCGGUAGGGGAUGGUGUUGAAUUCUUGCGUGGAUUGGACGAGACGGAGCGACAAUUGUUCCGGGCUGCACACGACCGAGCAAAAGCGAUGCGGAUUUGGGCUGGAGAGGCAAAGCGGAAGUGA
This is a messenger RNA of Penicillium longicatenatum, 537 nucleotides long. It is a transcript of the gene psf3, whose product is annotated as DNA replication protein PSF3. The transcript is spliced from 6 exons. Gene Ontology annotation, biological process: mitotic DNA replication initiation. NCBI's taxonomy places the organism in Eukaryota, Fungi, Ascomycota, Eurotiomycetes, Eurotiales, Aspergillaceae. Gene Ontology annotation, cellular component: GINS complex. The record is from RefSeq and is a predicted model, not a curated record. The coding region runs from base 1 to 537 and encodes 178 amino acids.